AUGAAAUGGUAUAUACAAGGGUUGGUGUUUGGAUACCUCAGUGCCCCCCAAAGAACUGGGAGGCUAGGUCGUGGUCUGGAGAUGGUAGACGGCCAUCAGGAGCACUCCACUCGACUGGGUUCGGCUCACUCGAUCGAGCUUGUGGCUCCUCUCCUCUCUUCUUCAUCUUCAAAGUGGUGUGGCUUCCUUGGCCUUGGUGGAGUUGUGCUCGCUCGAAGCGGGUUCUCAAACUGGGUCCUCCCAGUCAACUCGACCGUCAGCUCGAUCGAGUUGAGUUUCCUCUGUUUGGACUCGAUCGAGUCCGGUGGUCGAGCUGGAGCGUCUGGCCUUGGAACUCUUCCUCCUUCUCUGCGUGUUGUCUCUCCUUCUCCUUGGCUCGAAAGAAGAGGCUCUGUGAGGCUCUUGGGCAGGGAGCCUCCUUGGGUGGUGAGGAGUGACUACUCCUAG
Messenger RNA from Microthlaspi erraticum, 447 nucleotides. The record is from the annotation of a GenBank genome assembly. NCBI's taxonomy places the organism in Eukaryota, Viridiplantae, Streptophyta, Magnoliopsida, Brassicales, Brassicaceae.